Molecule: messenger RNA, 363 nt
Organism: Sporothrix brasiliensis 5110
Lineage: Eukaryota; Fungi; Ascomycota; Sordariomycetes; Ophiostomatales; Ophiostomataceae
Exons: 1
Coding region: 1-363 (120 amino acids)
Source: RefSeq, a predicted model, not a curated record
AUGCCCCGCCGCACCCGCCGCCGCGCCCGCCACCUCGUCAACGGCCAGCGCUUUCUGCGCCGCGUCUCGCACCGCGUGCCGGUCGGCUUCGAUUCGGACCCCGACACGGACAACCCACGCGAGCACCUCCAGCUCCCAGACCCCGACACGGCCAUCGUCGCCACUGCUCCCCUCCAACGCCGCUUCACGGCCCACCACCUGGCCAGCUUCAUCGAAAGUGUCCGUGACGCGCAGAAUUGGAUCCUGGGCGUCGACGGGUCCAACCGGCGCACCCCCAUGUACCGCAGCGUCAACCACACUUUUCUGACGCCGGAGGAACAGAGACUUUUGUACCUCGUGCGGGAGCUCUACAAACGGGUGUGA